This is a messenger RNA of Fundulus heteroclitus (mummichog), 949 nucleotides long. RefSeq names its product protocadherin-15-like. The record is from RefSeq and is a predicted model, not a curated record. Gene Ontology annotation, molecular function: calcium ion binding. Gene Ontology annotation, cellular component: plasma membrane; stereocilium. The transcript has 8 exons. NCBI's taxonomy places the organism in Eukaryota, Metazoa, Chordata, Actinopteri, Cyprinodontiformes, Fundulidae. The coding region runs from base 29 to 934 and encodes 301 amino acids. Gene Ontology annotation, biological process: homophilic cell-cell adhesion; sensory perception of sound; inner ear development.
GUGGGCAGGCAAUAAGGCUUGACAGAAGAUGCGACGGGGGCGGUGGCUUGUCAGAUGGCUGUGGACAGGAAUGGCAAUCCUCUCUUUGCUUACCCACAGCUGGGGCCAGGACACAGAAGACUGGCAGUAUGAGGAGUGUAAGCUGUCCCGGCCGGGUCCCCCUGCAACCAUAGUGACCAUUGAUGAGGAGAGCCCCAAUGGUACGGUUUUGGUGGAAAACAUGCAGAUUAAUGGCCGGGCCCAGGACCCGGGCAGAACCAUCUCGCUGACGCUACUUGACAACUAUGAUUACUGGGUUAUACUAGAACCAGCACGGCAGAGACUUUAUCUCAACAGCACUGGGCGCCAUCUGGACAGAGAUCCACCUAAUUACAUCACAACCAUUGUGGUCCAGGUCCAAUGCACCAAUGAGCUGGUUGGUACGGUUAUUUUACACGAAGUUCGAAUUGUUGUGAGGGACAAGAAUGACAACAGCCCCCAAUUUCAGCAGCCACGCUACUAUGUUUCAAUAAACGAGCUCACACCAGUUGGAACGACCAUUUUCACAGGCUUCUCAGGAAAUAAUGGUGCAACAGACAUUGAUGAUGGGCCAAAUGGACACAUAGAAUACAGCAUCCUUUACAAUCCCGAUGAUCCGGUAUCUAACACCACAGUAAGGGUUGGAAACACGCUUUCAGGACAUAUUCUUCUGGCUGAGAGGCUAAAUUAUGAGGACAAAACUCGCUACCUGGUAUUGGUCCAAGCCAGUGACCGUGCCCCAUACCCACCAAACAGACUAACAGCUACCACAACUCUGACCGUGGAUGUCUUAGAUGGUGAUGACCUGGGUCCGAUGUUUCUGCCUUGUAUUUUAGUGAACAACACCCGUGACUGCAACCCCCUCACCUACCGUGCUGCUAUCCCUGAAUUUACUGAACCGGUGAGAAGCACAUAGAGAGACAGCUGUCAA